UCAUGCUUCAUCCAGAGACAUCGUCCUUCUGUUAUACGAAACCCGUGUGCUCUGCUGGUAAUCCUGCGUGCUCUGCAGCAGCCGCCGCGCUAAACCCGGCCUCCUAAAGUCAAGCCUCCGUGCGUGUAUAAGAACGACCACCUGCUGCGCUGAGGCUUAUCACUAAGCUUGUACCUGCUUCAUACUCAUCCAACUGAAAGAUUAAAGACUCUGCAGUCGUCACCACCAGAGUAAUUAACUUCUCCAACCGUGCGAAGUAGUUGUUCUCUGCUGUUGGUCACUGCUUGGACAUACAAGAGAGGCGAGGCGAGACGAUGGGCUCUCUCAUGGCUGGCUGGGACUCGCCGGUUCUUGGUGACGACAAGAAAGUUCACGCGCGGCGGAACCGGUCGCUGACCAAGGACGAGGUGGAGGCGUUCUGGAAGCAGCGCCGGAGGUCGGAGGACGGCGGCGAGCAGCUGAUCACCUCGCCCCUCGCCUCCCCCGCCACGCAUUCGAGCCCGUUCGCCGGGAGCUUGGAGAAGGCGGCGCGGUCCCCGGGCGGUGGUGGCACCAAGGCCGGCGCGUUGUCCCCGAGGGUCCGCGUGGACGGCUUCCUCCCCGCCGGCGACAACGACGGCGGCGCCGCGGACAGCCCCAGCAAGAGCCGGGACUGGUGGACGCGGAGCAGCUGGGCGUUCCUGAACGAGCCGCCGCAGGAGGAACCUUCCGGCAGGGCGCAGAGCUACACGCCGCAGUUCCACGUCGCCCGGAUCGCCACCGGCAACGCCUGAUUAAUUACCGUGACCAGCGCGCACACGCACGCACAUGCACGUACUAGCGGUUACUCCGCUUUCCGCCCACUAGUAUGUCCUCCUGACGUGUGUAUAUGUAUACGGGACAGUAUGCAUCCGUAUUAUGUAUACCAGUAUUUUUUUGGGCGUAUUAUGAUGUAUAUAGCAGUCUAGCAGAUGUGGCGAGCGAGAUCCUGGUGUUCGCUGCCUUUUGUCGUCUGUGCAUCCUUUGCUGUACGGGAGAUUUUCCAAUGGUGUGCUCAGCUCAUAAUAAUACACACCUGUAUAUUAUAAUUUUUGUCAAA
Messenger RNA from Panicum hallii, 1078 nucleotides. RefSeq lists its product as uncharacterized. The coding region runs from base 315 to 773 and encodes 152 amino acids. NCBI's taxonomy places the organism in Eukaryota, Viridiplantae, Streptophyta, Magnoliopsida, Poales, Poaceae. The record is from RefSeq and is a predicted model, not a curated record. The transcript is spliced from 3 exons.